This is a messenger RNA of Physella acuta, 1191 nucleotides long. RefSeq lists its product as uncharacterized. NCBI's taxonomy places the organism in Eukaryota, Metazoa, Mollusca, Gastropoda, Physidae. The record is from RefSeq and is a predicted model, not a curated record.
CUUGAUUAAAAGCCAGAGAAAGUAUAAAUUGGAAGUCCAAACAGCCAAUGUCACAUGUAAAUCUUUACUUUUCACAGAGAAACGUACUUCAGACAUCUCAUCCAUAAGAUGUCUCUGUGUUUCCUGCUGCUGACGGUUGUCACGUGGGCCAGUGCACUGAGUGCACCGACUGAGGUGCCCAUAAACCACAUGGAGGCCUUCCUGCCCACCAAGCUGUACAACAAGGUCAAGGAGGCGGCUGAGGAGGCUUUGCUGGACGCCGAGUCCAAGAUCAAGUACCUCAGGGACGUCUACUUCAAUGACACGGACUGGAGCGACGAGGGACUCGUGAGGUCAAAGUUCGAUGAAAUGCCCUGUGAAUAUUGUAUCGUCUGCUUCGCCACCCAGAGACCGGUGCCCUGUGAUGAGGCUUGUGGCAAGAGGUGCCCGGAGGAGACGGGAGACGCCGAUCGCAAGAAACGAGCUGAUCUUUUAGGAGGAUUAACCGGAGGACUAUUAGGCGGGGGCGGCCAAGGUGGUCUGUUAGGAGGAUUAACCGGAGGAUUAUUGGGCGGGGGCGGCCAAGGUGGUCUGUUAGGAGGAUUAACCGGGGGAUUAUUGGGCGGGGGCGGCCAAGGUGGUCUGUUAGGAGGGUUAUUAGGAGGACCAGGUGGUCUACUCGGAGGGUUGACAGGCCCUAAAGGUUUGAUCCCCUCCCUGAUCCCGAUCCCAGAGGUCACCCAGCUACUGUGUGGAGCGGACCAGAACAAAGCAGCCCAGCGUACAGCGGCCGGUAGUGGCAGUUUGUUAGGCGGUCUCCCAGUGGUAGGCGGGCUGGCGUCAAACCUUCUCGGAACAGCAACCAACUUGGUCGGCGGCUUACCCUUAGUGGGGAGCCUCGCUGGGGGUUUAUUGGGGAACGCGGGAGGUAGUGCAGGUGGGUUAGGCGGGUUAGGAAGUCUUUUGGGCGGGUUAGGUAGGUAACAACGUUUGAUGAGCGACUAAGUCCCAAUUGUACUCUCUCGUAGUGGGCCCACAACGACAUAUUUAGGUGGCCUAAUUUUGUGAAUCAAUUUACUAAAAGUAAUUUAGUUAAUUAUUAGAAGGACUUGAAAUUAUUUUUUUUUAGAAAGGAAUGGCGAGCGAAAUUUCAGAUUAGUCUGUUGUGCUACGCGCUAUCAACCACAAGUAACAAUAAAAAAUACAUUAACA